UGCCACGACUCCACACGCGCGCACGCAGCCAGCGAGCAGCCGGAGCGGACGGCGGACGGGGCGGACGGCGUCGGGGUCGCGGCGCCUGCAGCUGCUCGGGGGCGGCUUCUCAGCGGAGGCUUGGCCGGCUUCUCUCUCCCGGUUCCGCGGCGGCGGCGGCUCCUGCCCUUUCGCUCUCCCUCCCGCGUCUCCGGCUGCAGGUGAAAGGAAAGCAAGCCAGGAUGGAUAUUUACGACACUCAGACUUUGGGGGUUGUGGUCUUCGGUGGAUUCAUGGUCGUUUCUGCCAUCGGCAUCUUCCUCGUGUCAACCUUCUCCAUGAAGGAGACAUCCUAUGAAGAGGCCCUGGCCAACCAGCGCAAGGAGAUGGCAAAAACUCACCACCAGAAAGUGGAGAAGAAAAAGAAGGAGAAAACGGUGGAGAAGAAAGGAAAGACCAAAAAAAAGGAAGAGAAACCUAAUGGGAAGAUACCUUACCAUGAGCCAGCCCCCAACAUGACCAUCCUUCUCAAAGACCCAGUGCGGGCACCCGCAGUGGCUGUGGCUCCAACUCCAGUCCAGCCCCCCGUGGUCAUUGCCCCUGUAGCCACGGUACCAGCCAUGCCCCAAGAGAAGCUCGCCUCCUCCCCUAAGGACAAAAAGAAAAAGGAGAAAAAAGUGGCAAAGGUGGAACCAGCAGUCAGUUCUGUAGUGAAUUCCAUUCAAGUUCUUGCCUCCAAGGCUGCCAUCUUAGAAACUGCUCCCAAGGAGUCAGCUCCUAUCCAAGGCAAAAAUGCAGAUAUGGUCCAGAGUCAAGAGGCACCAAAGCAAGAGGCUCCUGCAAAGAAGAAGUCUGGUUCAAAGAAGAAAGGGCCCCCGGACUCCGACAGCCCUCUCUACCUCCCCUACAAGACGCUGGUCUCCACGGUUGGAAGCAUGGUGUUCAACGAGGGGGAGGCCCAGCGGCUCAUUGAGAUCCUGUCCGAGAAGGCUGGCGUCAUUCAGGACACCUGGCAUAAGGCCACUCAGAAGGGCGACCCUGUGGCAGUUCUGAAGCGCCAGCUGGAAGAGAAGGAGAAGCUGCUGGCCACAGAGCAGGAGGACGCAGCUGUCGCCAAGAGCAAACUGAGGGAGCUCAACAAGGAGCUGGCAGCGGAGAAGGCUAAGGCAGCGGCUGGGGAGGCCAAGGUGAAGAAGCAGCUCGUGGCCCGGGAGCAGGAGAUCACAGCCGUGCAGGCGCGCAUGCAGGCCAGCUACCGGGAGCAUGUGAAGGAGGUGCAGCAGCUGCAGGGCAAGAUCCGGACUCUUCAGGAGCAGCUGGAGAACGGCCCUAACACGCAGCUGGCCCGACUGCAGCAGGAGAACUCCAUCCUGAGGGAUGCCUUGAACCAGGCCACGAGCCAGGUGGAGAGCAAGCAGAACACCGAGCUGGCCAAGCUCCGGCAGGAGCUCAGCAAGGUCAGCAAGGAGCUGGUGGAGAAGUCGGAGGCUGCACGGCAGGAGGAGCAGCAGCGAAAGGCUCUGGAGACCAAGACGGCCGCCUUCGAGAAGCAGGUCCUGCAGCUGCAGGCGUCCCACAAGGAGAGUGAGGAGGCCCUGCAGAAGCGCCUGGAUGAGGUCAGCCGGGAACUGUGCCGCUCCCAGACCAGCCACGCCAGCCUGCGGGCGGACGCCGAGAAGGCCCAGGAGCAGGAGCAGCGGAUGGCCGAGCUGCACAGCAAACUGCAGUCCUCCGAGGCGGAGGUGAAGAGCAAGUGCGAGGAGCUGGCCGGUCUCCAUGGGCAGCUCGAAGAGGCAAGGGCCGAGAGCUCGCAGCUCAAGGAGAGAAUCCGGUCCAUUGAGGCCCUGCUGGAGGCAGGCCAGGCCCGGGACACCCAGGCCGCCCAGGCCAGCCAGGCGGAGCAGCAGGCCCGCCUCAAGGAGCUGGAGUCCCAGGUGCGGUGCUUGGAGGAGGAGGCCACUGAGCUCAAGGAGGCCGUUGAGCAGCAGAAAGGGAAGAACAACGACCUCCGAGAGAAGAACUGGAAGGCCAUGGAGGCCCUGGCCUCGGCCGAGAGAGCCUGCGAGGAGAAGCUACGCUCCUUGACCCAGGGCAAGGAGGAAUCAGAGAAGCAGCUCAGCCUGAUGGAGGCAGAGACCAAGGAGGCCCUGUCGGCUCUGCUGCCGGCGCUGUCCAGCUCAGCGCCCCAGAGUUACACCGAGUGGCUGCAGGAGCUCCGAGAGAAGGGCCCCGAGCUGCUGAAGCAGCCGCCGGCUAGCACAGAGCCCUCAUCGGACCUGGCCUCCAAGCUGAGGGAGGCUGAGGAGAUCCAGAACAAUCUGCAGGUCGAGUGUGACCAGUACCGCACCAUCCUGGCAGAGACGGAGGGCAUGCUCAAAGACCUGCAGAAGAGCGUGGAGGAGGAGGAGCGGGUGUGGAAGGCCAAAGUGAGCGCCACGGAGGAGGAACUCCAGAAGUCACGGGUCACAGUGAAACAUCUGGAAGGCAUUGUAGAGAAGCUAAAAGGAGAGCUUGAAAGUUCAGAGCAGGUGAGGGAGCACACCUCACAUCUGGAGGCAGAGCUGGAGAAGCACAUGGCGGCCGCCAGCGCCGAGUGCCAGAACUACGCCAAGGAGGUGGCGGGGUUGAGGCAACUUUUAUUAGAAUCUCAAUCUCAGCUGGAUGCAGCCAAGAGUGAAGCCCAGAAACAAAGCGAUGAGCUCGCCCUGGUCAGGCAGCAGUUGAGUGAGAUGAAGAGCCACGUAGAGGAUGGUGACGUAGCUGGGUCCCCAGCUGCCCCCCCAGCAGAGCAGGACCCCGUCGAGCUGAAGACGCAGCUGGAGCGCACGGAAGCCACCCUGGAGGGCGAGCAGGCACUGCGGCAGAAGCUCACGGCCGAGUUUGAGGAGGCUCAGAGCUCGGCGUGUCGGCUCCAGGCAGAGCUGGAGAAGCUCCGCGGCAUGGGGUCCCUCGAGUCUUCAGAAGCAGAGGAGGUCUCGCAGCUGAAGGAGAGACUGGAAAAAGAGAAGAAAUUAACCAGUGACCUGGGACGCGCUGCCACCAAAUUACAGGAGCUUCUGAAGACAACCCAGGAGCAGCUGGUGAAGGAGAGCAAGAUGGUGAAGGAGCUGCAGGGGCAGCUGGACAAAACCGAGGAGAGUAGCAGCUCAAAGGAGGGCACAUCUGUCUGAGUCUCCUCUUCAGGACGAGAAGUUACUGUUCAACUUACCAAAAUGCCUUACACAUUCCUUACAAAUAAAUCAACCAACCAACACAGCGUUAUCAAGGCCCAACCUCCAGUAGCUCUGAGAGAAGCCAUUAGAGACGAGAGUCUCUUAGAAUCACAGAAAUAGAUCUUCCAGACCCCCUGUUUGUAAAAGAGCCUUUGUCACAUUUGAUAAACACUAUUCCCCAGGACCAGCCCUGGACCACCUCCGAGCAGACGCCAAAGCCCUUAUCAGCUCUGUGACAGACCCCAGGGGAUGUGCUGGGGAGGCCGGGACCUCUGGGUAUCUGUAUGUCAAUCAGUGCAAUUGUUUUCUUUCCCUGGGUUGGGGGGUCAGGAGGCGGGCGGCCCCGGGGGAGAGUCUCAAAGGCUGUGGAGCAGACUGGAGGGUCACAUCCCAGCGAGGCAGCAGCCCCUCACCCCUGGGAGAAGUUGCCAGCAACAACGGAUGUGUGACCUCCUGGACGUUCAUGCCAUUAAAACCAACAUUGUCGCCCGG
Molecule: messenger RNA, 3683 nt
Organism: Odobenus rosmarus divergens (Pacific walrus)
Lineage: Eukaryota; Metazoa; Chordata; Mammalia; Carnivora; Odobenidae
Gene: RRBP1
Product: ribosome binding protein 1
Exons: 25
Coding region: 222-3149 (975 amino acids)
Biological process (GO): protein transport
Cellular component (GO): endoplasmic reticulum membrane
Source: RefSeq, a predicted model, not a curated record